AUGGUUUCCGCCUCGAAGGCCGCCCGUAUGGCCAAGCGCGCUGAGACCAGCGACAAGAAGACCAAGAAGGCUGCCAAGGAGGAUGCCACUGAGGCCACUGAGCAGCCCGCUACCUCCGAUGAGAAGAUGAAGGAAGUUGAGAAGCUCACCCAACAGAUGGACAAGCACGGUCUGUCCGAUCGUGUCACCACCGGUGUGCUUUCCUCCCUGCCCUCCUCUCGCGAUGUCAAGAUUACUUCCGCUUCCCUUGUGUUCCACGGCAAGGUCCUCGUCACCGACUCCACCCUCGAGCUCAACUUUGGUCGUCGUUACGGUCUGCUCGGUGAGAACGGUUGUGGAAAGUCCACCAUUCUCAAGUCUAUCGCCCAGCGCGAGUACCCUAUCCCAGAGCACAUCGAUAUCUACCUCCUUAACGAGGGUGCUCCUCCCAGUGAGCUCGGUGCCCUCGAAUGGGUCGUCCGUGAGGCUGAGAACCAGCUGGCUUCUAUGGAGAAGAAGGCUGAGGAGAUCUUGGAAGAGGAGGGUCCUGAGAGCCCUAUCCUCGACGAUCUGUAUGAUCGUAUGGACAAGCUGGAUCCUUCUACCUUCCACACCCGUGCCUCUCUGAUCCUGACUGGUCUCGGUUUCAACAAGACUACCAUCCACAAGAAGACCAAGGACAUGUCUGGUGGUUGGCGUAUGCGUGUGGCCCUUGCCAAGGCCCUUUUCGUCAAGCCCUCUUUGCUGCUGCUGGACGACCCCACUGCUCACUUGGAUCUCGAGGCCUGUGUGUGGCUUGAGGAGUACUUGAAGAAGUGGGACCGUACCCUGGUCCUCGUUUCCCACUCCAUGGAUUUCCUGAACGGUGUCUGCACCACAAUGCUGGACAUGCGUAUGAAGCAGCUCCUGUACUACGGUGGUAACUACGACUCUUACCACAAGACUCGCAGUGAGCAGGAGACCAACCAGGCCAAGGCCUACACCAAGCAGCAGGAAGAAAUUCAACACAUCAAGAAGUUCAUUGCUUCCGCCGGUACUUACGCCAACUUGGUCCGUCAGGCCAAGUCUCGCCAGAAGAUUCUCGACAAGAUGGAGGCCGAUGGUUUCAUCCAGCCCGUCAUCCCCGACCGUGUCUUCACUUUCCGCUUCGCCGAUGUCGAGAAGCUGCCCCCUCCCGUUCUGUCCUUCGACGAUGUCAGCUUCUCCUACUCUGGUAACUGGGAUGACACCCUCUACGAGCACCUGGACCUCGGUGUUGACAUGGACUCCCGUACCGCCCUGGUCGGCCCCAACGGUGUUGGCAAGUCUACUCUGCUGCGUCUGAUGACCGGCAAGCUGAGCCCCAUCGGUGGUCGUGUCAGCCGUCACACUCACUUGAAGCUCGGUGUCUACAGCCAGCACUCCGCUGAGCAGCUUGAUCUGACCAAGUCCUCCCUUGAGUUCGUCCGUGACAAGUUCCCCGAGAAGUCCCAGGACUACCAGUACUGGCGCCAGCAGCUGGGCAAGUACGGUCUCAGCGGUGAGUCCCAGACUGCCAUCAUGGGUACCCUGUCUGAGGGACAGAAGAGUCGUAUUGUCUUCGCUCUGCUUGCCAUCGAGUCCCCCAACAUGAUUCUGCUGGACGAGCCUACCAACGGUCUGGAUAUUCCUACCAUUGACUCUUUGGCCGAUGCUAUCAACGCCUACCAGGGUGGUGUCGUCGUCGUGUCUCACGAUUUCCGUCUUCUGGACAAGAUUGCCAAGGACAUCAUGGUCUGUGAGAACAAGACUAUUCGUCGCUGGGACGGCUCCAUUGGUGCUUACAAGAAGCACCUGCGUGAGAAGAUGAUCCAGGCCGGUGCUGUCUAA
Messenger RNA from Penicillium malachiteum, 1827 nucleotides. RefSeq names its product ATP-binding cassette family ATPase ARB1. Gene Ontology annotation, molecular function: ATP binding; ATP hydrolysis activity. The record is from RefSeq and is a predicted model, not a curated record. The transcript is spliced from 2 exons. NCBI's taxonomy places the organism in Eukaryota, Fungi, Ascomycota, Eurotiomycetes, Eurotiales, Aspergillaceae. The coding region runs from base 1 to 1827 and encodes 608 amino acids.